Chenopodium quinoa (quinoa) is the source of this 2059-nucleotide messenger RNA. Its product is annotated as DAR GTPase 2, mitochondrial-like. Gene Ontology annotation, cellular component: mitochondrion. The record is from RefSeq and is a predicted model, not a curated record. Lineage: Eukaryota; Viridiplantae; Streptophyta; Magnoliopsida; Caryophyllales; Amaranthaceae. Bases 6 to 1166 code for a protein of 386 amino acids. Gene Ontology annotation, molecular function: GTP binding; GTPase activity. The transcript has 7 exons.
UGUUGAUGGCGAAACGAGUAGGUAAUACAGUUAUAAAAAUGGCGGGAGAUGGGAAAAGCUUGUAUACUCCUUUCAUGGCGGCCGCUUCUACUGCUGUUUCUCAGCGUAUUGCUAGUGUUGAUUUUGUCCUUGAUCUUCGAGAUGCUCGGAUACCAUUGUCAUCAGAAUGUGAGCUACUUAGGAGACUAUCUACUUCUUCGUCGUCACGUCGCCUUGUAGUUUUAAACAAGGUGGAUCUUGCCGGUCGUUCAAAAGUUAAGGAAUGGACAAGGUAUUUCGAACGAGAAAGCUUUCCAACAUUUGGUGUGAAUGCACAUAAUAAAGACAACAUUCAAGAGUUCCUAGGCUUUUUGCAAAGCCAAGUGAGAGCUUUGAAGAAAUCGGAGCCUGAAAGGCAUACCAUAACAAUGAUGUUGGUUGGAAUCCCCAAUGUUGGGAAAUCGGCUCUUGCAAAUUCCUUGCAUCACAUCGGGCGGAUUAGUGCUGCAGAGAAAGGGAAGCUGAAGCAUGCAGUUGUCAGCCCUAUUCCCGGUGAGACGAAGAGUAUAUGCAGCUUGAAGGUUGUUGAACACUCAUAUGACCAACAUUAUAGUACUUCUGUAACCAGUUUGUGUCCUGAUGAACUGAUCUUGUGUUUCCAGGUUGCUAGCCAUCCUAGCAUUUAUAUCUUGGAUACCCCCGGCAUUCUACCACCACAGUUAAAUGAUGUGGAAGCCUGCGCCAAGUUAGCUUUAACAGGAGCUCUCAGAGACAAUUUAGCAGGCGAGAAAGCACUUGCACAAUAUUUUCUUUCUGUCCUAAACUUGAACCAUGAGUACCAGAAAUGGGAGAAGCUAUGUAUCCAUGAGCUUCCCGUUUCAGGAAACAAUGACAAAACCACAACACCAGAAGUCAUCACGGACCAUACUCAGGAUUCUGUAGUACUCUCUGUUCGUAGAAGCCUGUUUGAAGUUAAUUCAUCCUUCAGAGGUAAUUUACAAGAAGAAGAGGAAUUGUUAAGGCUAAUAAAAGCAGAGUUUGACGUUUUGAAAAAGGCUUUAAAAUUGCCAGCAGGGUCAGAGGACAUUGAGCACAAAGUUGCAGUUAAAUUACUGAAUCUUUUUCGAACCGGGAGACUUGGUCAUUAUAUAUUAGACUCCAUACCUGUAAAUAUCGAAGAUGUCUAACCUUAAGUUUGGUAAACCAUAGUUUUAUGUUGAAGAUCUACACAUCUACUUAAUCCAGUAUGAGCAGUCAUGGCAGGGGUUUGGUUUUCAGGUACCUUGACUGUUUGUAGACUUUGUACGGAGUAUAUUGUAUAGACAUUGGGUAACUUGAUAAAAGCCUAACAGGCAAUCAUAUUUCAUGUAUCUCUCUUCUACUCAAACGAGCCUGAAAGCAUUACCAAUUACCUCCUGUCUGCACUUUUACAAUGCAUUCCUGUAUAAACUGCUAAAGAAACCCAACCAAACUGAAUCAUUGUACAGAUAGAACAAGCAGUAACAAAACUACUCCAAUAUCUUUUAUAUAACUCACAAUAAUAAUCCAUCCAACUCCGACUGGGUCACAAUUUCAGAAAUUCCCAGCAAGGACUUAAAACUCACACCAAGGAGAGUACUUCAUUAUUUGAGUGAGUGCAGACUGCAGAACAUGAAUAAAUCCCUUUGCAGCAUUAUUUCUGCCAUCUUAUGAAAUUGAUCCAAGGUAUCCCAACAAAGAACAACCAUUUCUCAGAAUAUACUGAAAAAAGGCACUCAUAAACCACAUAACUUCCUACUAUCAUAACACCCGCUUCAAAUUGGCACCAAUUCCAAGUGCUUGACAGACCGCCACAAACCCCACCCUGCUCUAACAACCUAUACUACCCAUCCAUCUUCAAACCUUUAGUGGGGUUAGGACAAAACCACAGCCUGAACUGCCAGGGUUAAUUCAACAGGCUAGGCCAGUCUUCUAUUUUUGGCAGACUACGAAAGCUGAGCCAUACCUCAAAAAUAGCAUCAAAUCAACAGCUCUUCUAAGGCGACCAUAGAAGUAUAGAUCCUUUGCCAAAUUUAGGAGGUGAAAUGGAUAGAACGCCUAA